AUGUUCAUUUUCAACUCCAAAUUUGCUCCAAUUCAAACCCCGCCAGGUUCCCGCCCUAACGGGGUGGCCAUGCCUCCGCCUUACGCAGCGGCACAACCACCGUCACAGAAAUCCUGGUCACCCGACCUACACAGAGACGAGGAAUGGAUCAAACGAAAAGGCAAACACAACCACAGGAGGAGCAAGAGCGUAACUGAUGAGGAUAUUAAUGAGCUUAAGGCAUGUAUCGAGCUAGGGUUUGGAUUUGAACAUGCGCUUAAGUUGGAUGAUCGUCUCUCUGAUACGUUACCUGCGCUAGGCUUUUACCACGCUGUCAACAAGCAGUAUUUUGAUACAAAAUUGAAGUCCUCAACUUCGUCUUCUUUGUCUGUGUCUUCAUACUCGUAUGCUGUCUCCGAGCCAGAUUUGUCUUCUCAGGCGAACAAUCCGCACACUAUAUUCUGUCAAGGUGAUAAUCCACAAACAAUGAAGACAAGGUUGAAACAAUGGGCACAAGUUGUUGCUUGUUCAGUGCGCCAAUCUUCGUCGUCGUCAUCAUCAUCAUCAAGCUGAACUAAAGAGAAGCAAAAUGUUCACAAAUGAUGAAUCAAACCAGCCAUGGUUAGAUUACAAGUUAGGGACUCCAACCGCUACAUAAUCGACUGAGUGAGAAGUGAGGAUGAUUUAAUUGUGACGAUAUGAGUACAUUUGUAACCGGGUUUGAAUCUGCUAAAGCAUGCACAUGCUUACAUUUGCUUUUGUAUCAUGGUAUGAUUUAGCUUUUGAUGAAAAUUUUAGGAUCUAUGUGCAAUAAAUGGUUAGAACAAAUUACAAAUCA
Messenger RNA from Helianthus annuus (common sunflower), 817 nucleotides. RefSeq lists its product as uncharacterized. The transcript is spliced from 2 exons. The coding region runs from base 1 to 552 and encodes 183 amino acids. NCBI's taxonomy places the organism in Eukaryota, Viridiplantae, Streptophyta, Magnoliopsida, Asterales, Asteraceae. The record is from RefSeq and is a predicted model, not a curated record.